UUUCGCCACAAGAGUGAUAACCAGGUGAACAGCCGACAUUCCCAAGUGCUCAUCAACGGGAUCCUCGAGAAAGAGCAAUGGAUGAAUGUCCGCGUUGGUGAUAUCAUAAAAUUAGAAAAUAACCAAUUUGUUGCGGGAGACCAAUAUGAAAGUCCGACAGUCUAUCCCGGUGACAUCUGAAUUGAUUGACACCAACAACCUGGCACACUUUGAUGGAGAGGUGGUUUGCGAGCCACCUAACAACAAACUCGACAAAUUCGGCGGGACGCUUUACUGGAAAGACAGCAAAUACCCCCUCAGCAAUCAAAACAUGUUGCUGCGAGGUUGCGUCCUUCGUAACACCGAGUGGUGCUUCGGCCUGGUCAUCUUCGCAGGGCCCGACACCAAAUUAAUGCAAAACAGCGGGCGCACGAAAUUCAAGAGGACUAGCAUCGACCGUCUGAUGAAUACUUUGGUACUUUGGAUUUUCGGGUUCCUGGUCUGCAUGGGGGUGAUCCUGGCCAUCGGCAACUCCAUUUGGGAGUACGAAGUGGGAGUCUGCUUCCAGAUUUAUCUGCCGUGGGACAAAGUGGUGGACAACGCCUUUCUGUCGGGGUUCCUGGCCUUCUGGUCUUACAUCAUCAUCCUCAACACCGUCGUUCCCAUCUCUCUCUACGUCAGCGUGGAGGUCAUCCGUUUGGGCCACAGCUACUUCAUCAACUGGGACAAGAAAAUGUACUGCGCCAAACGGUGCACGCCAGCCGAGGCCCGGACCACGACGUUAAACGAGGAACUGGGCCAGGUGGAAUAUAUCUUUUCGGACAAAACGGGGACCCUCACGCAGAACAUCAUGGUCUUCAGCAAGUGCUCCAUCAACGGGCGCAGCUACGGAGACGCUCUGGAUGAUCUUGGAUACAAGGCUGAACUCGGAAAGAAAAUGGAUCCGGUGGAUUUUUCCUUCAACCCGCUGGCCGAUCCCACGUUUACCUUCUGGGACACCGGACUUUUGGAAGCGGUCAAGCUGGGUGACCUUCACGUCCACGAGUUUUUCCGGCUCCUCUCCCUCUGCCACACCGUCAUGUCUGAAGAAAAGUGCCCAGCCGGAGAAUUGUACUACAAAGCCCAGUCUCCGGACGAGGGGGCCUUGGUGACUGCCGCCCGCAAUUUUGGCUUUGUGUUCCGUGGCCGCAGCCCGAAAACCAUCACGGUGCAAGAACUGGGACGGCCGGUCACUUACCAGCUUCUGGCCAUUUUGGACUUCAACAACGUGCGCAAACGAAUGUCCGUCAUUGUGAGGAAUCCUGAAGGGCAGAUACGCCUUUACUCCAAGGGGGCCGAUAUCAUCCUGUUGGAGAGGCUUUUCCCCGGCAAUCAAGAACUCUACAACGUCACUACCGACCAUCUCAACGAAUAUGCGGGCGAGGGUCUCCGGACCUUGGUGCUGGCCUAUCGGGACCUGGAGGAGAAAUAUUUCGCCGGCUGGGCUGAGCGGCUGGCGGAAGCCUCGCUUAACGGCGAGGGCCGCGAGGAGCGGAUCGCUCGGCUUUACGAGGAGGUGGAAAACGACCUGGUGCUGCUGGGAGCCACGGCCAUUGAGGAUAAACUGCAGCAGGGAGUUCCGGAGACUUUGGCUCUUCUCAGCUUGGCCAACAUUAAGAUUUGGGUUUUGACGGGGGACAAACAAGAGACGGCGGUCAAUAUCGGUUACUCCUGCAAGAUGCUGACGGACGAAAUGACGGAGGUCUUUGUCAUCGCGGGACACACCGUCUUCGAGGUUCGGCAGGAGCUGCGGAAGGCCCGGGAGAAGCUGGUGGAGGCCUCGCAGUCGAUGGGCAACGGGUUCGCCUUCCAGGAGAAGCUCUCCGCCUCCAAGCUCACCUCCGUCCUGGAGGCCGUGGCCGGAGAAUUCGCCUUGGUCAUCAACGGACACAGCCUGGCCCACGCGCUGGAGGCCGACAUGGAGCUGGAGUUCCUGGAGACCGCCUGUGCUUGUAAAGCGGUCAUUUGCUGCCGGGUCACCCCCCUGCAGAAGGCCCAAGUGGUGGAGCUGGUCAAGAAGUAUAAGAAGGCUGUGACUUUGGCCAUCGGCGAUGGCGCGAACGACGUCAGCAUGAUCAAGA
Molecule: messenger RNA, 2099 nt
Organism: Thamnophis sirtalis
Lineage: Eukaryota; Metazoa; Chordata; Lepidosauria; Squamata; Natricidae
Source: RefSeq, a predicted model, not a curated record